This is a messenger RNA of Orycteropus afer afer, 631 nucleotides long. RefSeq names its product tripartite motif-containing protein 60-like. The record is from RefSeq and is a predicted model, not a curated record. Gene Ontology annotation, molecular function: zinc ion binding. NCBI's taxonomy places the organism in Eukaryota, Metazoa, Chordata, Mammalia, Tubulidentata, Orycteropodidae.
AUGGCUUUUGCUGCCUCCCUGGCUGACCUCCAAGUACAGGCCACCUGCCCUAUCUGUCUGGAUUACCUGAGAGAUCCAGUGACCAUUGGUUGUGGCCACAACUUCUGUCAUCCCUGCAUCCAACAGUGCUGGGAAGAGCUACAGGACUUCUUCCCAUGUCCCAUCUGCCUGCACCACUGCCUUGACCGGAACUUCAGGCGGAACACCCAACUGUGUCACAUGACUGAUAUUGUGAAGCGACUUCCAAUAAUGAGGAGCAAGAGGAAACUCAAGGAAAAGAAACUUCUAUGUGAGAAGCACCACCAGAUCCUAGCCCUGUUCUGUGAGAAGGACUUGGAGCUGCUCUGUCUACAAUGCAGGAUCUCCCCCAACCACUUGGGUCACCACCUAAUGUCUAUUGAGCAAGCUGCAACUAGUCACAGAAGGAAGCUCAAAAGCUACAUUGAACCUCUGAGAAAGAAGUUUGAGGAAGCUCAAAGGAGAUUUGAAAUGCAAGUUUCAAAACUAUUAGAAUUGAAGUUCAAGGUUGAAAAUCAAAAGAGUGAAUUAUACUCAGAAUUUGAACAUUUUUUAAAUUUCUUGGAAAAGGAACAAGGAGCAAGUCAUAAUAGAAUACUAAAUGAAGAGAAGG